Messenger RNA from Hevea brasiliensis (rubber tree), 2565 nucleotides. Its product is annotated as MAR-binding filament-like protein 1-1. The record is from RefSeq and is a predicted model, not a curated record. Gene Ontology annotation, cellular component: condensin complex; chromatin; condensed chromosome. The transcript has 4 exons. Gene Ontology annotation, molecular function: chromatin binding. NCBI's taxonomy places the organism in Eukaryota, Viridiplantae, Streptophyta, Magnoliopsida, Malpighiales, Euphorbiaceae. Gene Ontology annotation, biological process: mitotic chromosome condensation. The coding region runs from base 202 to 2364 and encodes 720 amino acids.
AAUCUAUAAUUUUAAAUUUAAUUGAUUUAACUUUUAUAUUUUAUAUUUAAUUAAAUUUUAUGCUAAAAUAGCGGGCAAAUUGAAAUAUUUUGAAGCAGAGUGAAGUGGCUAGAUGCAGCAAAAGUCGGUCGGUCGGUCGCGUAGACUAUGACUGCAUAGCUUAUAGCGCAUCCCUUUUAUCUCCAUCGACAAAACUAGCCCAUGGGCUUUGCAAUGGGAAGCUCCCACCUGUUGCAGUCUCACUUUCUCCCUUCUUCUUCUUUCUCCUCUUCUCAUUCCCAUUCUGUACUUCUUAAUGCUAAGAACUGUAAUGGGAAGACCAAGAAAAAGAGGGCAACCAUUGUUGCUUGUACGCGCCAAGAAGAUCCAGACGAUAUCGUUUUUAGCAAGAAGAGAGCAGUUCUCUUUGUGGGUAUUACGGUUCUUCCCUUCUUGCAACUCAGGGCCAGAGCUAUUGAAGGUUCAUUUACAAAAAGUGAGCUCAAGACACCUGAAGAUAACUCAAAAGAACAGCUUGCACUUCAAAGAUAUACACCACCAAAUCCCUUCCUGUCUCUUCUGAAUGUACUUGGUGUAUUUGGUACUGGUGUUAUUGGUGCGCUCUAUGCAUUGACUAAGAAAGAGAAGAAAGCUACUGAAACAGCAAUAGAAUCUAUGACAGCCAAACUGAAAGAGAAGGAAGCUGCCAUUGUGUCCUUAGAGAAGAACUUUGAGUCAAAGCUAUUGAAUAAACAGGAAGAAUGGACAAAGCAACUCAGAAGGGCAAAGGAUGAACAGCUGGUUCUUGUGAACCAACUAAAAUCAGCUAACAGUACAAUUACAGGGCUAGGACAGGAGCUGAAAAAUGAGAAAAGAACAGUUGAUGAACUCAAAUUUCAAAUGGAUAUUCUAGAAACCAACCUUUCAAAGGCUGAGGAAGAUAAGAAAGCUCUUGAACGAGAACUAAAGGAAAAGCUCAAUUCAAUUGAAGUCUUACAAGAUAAGACUAACUUGCUUAGUUUAGAGCUCAAAGAUGAGGAAGAUAAUGUUCAACAUCUCACCUCUUCACUUGCUGAAAAGGAAUUGGAAUUGAAGAACUUGAGUACUACGUACAAGGAAACAAAGGAUGAACUGGCCAAGGCACAAAGAGAAAUCACAGCAUUGAAAGAUGAACUUUGGAAAAAUAGAAAGGAACUGGAAUCGAAGAAUUCUGUGGUGGAUGAAUUAAAUUUGGCAGUGAGUUCUUUAAUGUUUGAGAGGGAUGAAUCUAACAAGAAACUCGAUGCUGUUCAGGAGUGCUACAGUGAUCUGAAGUUGUCCUCUGAAAAGAAGGCUGCUUUGGAUACUAAGCUGUUGGCAGAAAGAGAAGAUGAGCUUCACCAACUAAAGGAAAAGCUUGAGCUUGCUCUGAAUGAAGUAAGCAGAAACCAAGCCAUGAUUACAGAUUUGACACAGGUAAAGGUAGAUUUGAGAAAGAUGCUUGAUACAGAAUUGAACAAUGUGAUGAAUCUGAAACAUGAACUUCAAGGCACUCAGGAAGAUCUUGGGAAGUUGAGAAAUGAGGCAUCUGAUCUGGCAAAAGAACUGCAGCAGUCAAGAAAUAGGUGCACUGAUCUUGAGGCUGAGGUUUCUAGAGUUCAGGCUGAGUUUUCUGAAGCUGCAGAAACAAUGCGGAAGAGACUUGAGAAGGAGACACAGAGUGGUGAAGUGUUAGCCAAUGAGAUUAUAGCAGUGAGGGAACAACUGAUGAAAACUAAGGAUGAGAUGCAGUUGAUGUCCCAUGAACUGGCAGCCGUGACAGAAAAUCGUGAUAGUGUGCAGAAAGAAUUGAUAGAUGUCUAUCAGAAAGCCGAAGUCACAGCCAAUGAACUAAGAGAAGAGAAAAAAAUAGUUUCUUCUUUGAACAAAGAGCUACAACGGCUGGAGAAUCAAAUCAUGAAGGACAGGGAGGCAAGAAAAUCUCUUGAAACAGAUCUAGAAGAUGCUACUAAAUCACUGGAUGAGAUGAAUCGAAAUGCAUUGAUACUUUCUGGGGAGCUAGAGAAAGCUAAUUCUAGGAUUUCUAACCUUGAAGAUGAGAAAGAGGUGCUUUACAAGUCCCUAACAAAGCAGAAGAACGCAUCUAAAGAGGCCCAAGAGAAUAUGGAAGAUGCCCAUAGCAUUGUCUUGAUGCUUGGCAAGGAAAGGGAGAUUUUGGAGAAGAAGGCAAAGAAAUUUGAAGAAGAAUUGGCCUUUGCCAAGGGUGAAAUAUUGAAAUUAAGGAGUCAGAUAAAUUCCUCAAAAACUCCUGGAAAAGAGCAGAAAUCUCAGAAAAGUGAAGCAGAAGACAAGAUCUCUGUUACUGCGAAGAGAACUGGCAGAAGAAGAAGAGCCAACUCCCAGUGAAGUAUUUUAAAAGUAAUUCACGGAUUGCCAAUAUUAAUAUCUGACUAGUUCUCCUAUUAUAAAUUGUUUUGCUGUUAUCAACCUUCAAACUGUCUAUUUCAGGGUUUUCAUCCAUUUCAUCUAUAUGGAGAUUUUUCCCCAUACCAGUGUAUGUAUAGAUUUGAGCUUGAUGCAUAAAAAUGAGGAAAUCCUUGUUCGUAA